AUGACGAUGGCGGACCAUGAUCCCCUGUUGGAAGAGUCAAUGGCCCUGAGACGGAAAACGACUUCAACCUUGAUUCUCUGUCACCUGUCUCUUGCCGAGUCGUUCCAAGAGAAGCUCAGCCAAAGGCUAAGCCCAUCGAUGCAAACAUAUCAGAAGCUCCUUGAUCGUUUCUCUUCCUUCUGGGCCAUCGUUGAGGUCCUUCAGGGUCUCCUGUUAGAGCAGUCGACCCGUGUCAAUCUUUCCAUUGACUUGGGACCACAAUGCAACAAAAUUUACAACAAUCCAUUGCUGGAUAGAGACGGUCAUGUUGACAAGGCAGGAUCAGCAUUUCCUGGCCGCCGUGACCUCGAGACUUUCAUCAGGCUCAUGCGCAAUGGUUCGUUGUACAAAAUGCAACAACGGAAAGCAGAGAUGCCCAAAUACGGAGGCCUUGUGAUUCCAUUUCAGAUGGAAAAUUGGUUUGGCGCCUUCAGUACUAUUUGGUUCAUCCACCACCACCACUUGCAGGAACCAAACUGCUUUCCUGUACCCAGAAAAGAGCUGGAGGUUUUAAAGAAACAUCAAUCCACCAUUUGUGCUGUGGCUAGGAACAUGAAGGAUUUGCGGAAAAAAAUCGGAGCUCAACAUGAAAUCCAAGCAAUGAUUGCAGAUUUAGCAAAACUCCGUUUUGUGCCAAACAAUGCUCCAAACAACUCAAAUCCCUCAACUCAUGCAAAAAGAAAAGCAGUAGACGUUGUUGCUACAGCAAAUAAGUGUGGUCGAAAAGCUCAGUCUGUGAACACCCCCGAAAGUUUUGGGACCUGGGUGGUGGACUUCAACAUUUCACCCUCCAAAAGAUACCUCCAAUGCAAGGAAGACCCCACAAACCUUGUCCGAGUUUUCUCUUGUCCAGUCUGUAAGCAUGCAAAGAGAAUUCCAUCACUGGACAAAAUGUCAAACAAUCUGCAUGUUCAACUGGAAUUCACCCCUUCUCCAAGGUCUCCCUUUGUUGAUUGGGAGCAAUCAAAGCCAUCAGAUGCACUGAAGCGUCAUAAAAUCUAUGUAGCUGUGAGAGAUCAUCUCCGCGCCUGCAUGGGUUAUGACCGGUGUGUAACAGAUACAGGGUAUUGCAAUUUCUUUGGAAAGCCAAGAAAAGACAAGAAAAGUAGUAGUACUAGUAGUCGUAGUAGUAAGAGUAAGAGUAGUAGUUAA
Messenger RNA from Cylindrotheca closterium, 1191 nucleotides. Lineage: Eukaryota; Bacillariophyta; Bacillariophyceae; Bacillariales; Bacillariaceae. The record is from the annotation of a GenBank genome assembly.